Molecule: messenger RNA, 1576 nt
Organism: Maniola jurtina (meadow brown)
Lineage: Eukaryota; Metazoa; Arthropoda; Insecta; Lepidoptera; Nymphalidae
Product: lipase 3-like
Exons: 1
Coding region: 73-1569 (498 amino acids)
Source: RefSeq, a predicted model, not a curated record
CAAAGUAGGUAGGUACAUUGUAAUAUUACACACGCCGCUGUCGAGGCCAGUCAGAAUUAGCCGCGCGUUACUAUGAACGUAUUGUACUCGUGUGCGCUGCUCGUGGCGAGCUGCGCUGCCGUUCCCUUGCAAGUGGAAGAUUGGACCUUUCAAAUGAAUCCUAUCCAGAACUUCUCGGAGAAUAUGAAGGCCUUCUUCGAGGUGCAGAAGGAUCGCGUCGAGCAAGCGUUCAGCGCGAGCUACGAGGAGGCGAUGCGGAUGAAGGACUCGGUGACCAACUAUCUCGACGACAAGGGGAAGGAAAUCAGCUCUGACAUCAACGCCUACGUCGAGAAUGUUAAACAAAGCGGACGGAAGAUGACCGACAAGUGGUCCUACCUUCACGCGGAAGAGCCCGGCGCGCGCCUCGACAACCCGGACAUGAGCCUGUCGGUGCCUUCCAUCAUCACGAGGCACGGCUACGCGUGCGAGACGCACACCGUCGUGUCUCAAGACUACAUGUUGAACAUUCACAGGAUUCCCCGCGCCAAAAACGGCGAGGAGACUCCGCGGAACACAGUGAUCCUCCAGCACGGCCUGUUCGCCAGCUCCGCCGACUGGAUACUGAACGGGCCGGACAAAGCGCUCGCGUACGCGCUGGCCGACGCGGGCUACGACGUCUGGAUGCCCAACAUCCGAGGGAACAGGUACUCGAAAGAGCACGCCUUCCUAAAAAGCGAUUCCAAAUCGUUCUGGAACUUCUCGUGGCACGACGUGGCGCUGCACGACCUGCCGGCCGUCAUCGAUCACAUCGCGAAGCUGAAAGGCGAGGCGGCCAAAAUAACUUACAUAGGCCACUCGAUGGGCACCACCGUCCUGUUCGCGAUGCUGGCGCUGAGACCCGAGUACAACGAGAGGCUCGCCGCGGGGUUCGCGUUGGCGCCGGUGACCUUCCUGUCGGACAUACGCUCGCCCGUCAAAGCCCUGGCGCCGAUAGCCAGCAACGUCGCCUACAUGGAGAUGCUGUACGGGUCGCACGAGUUCAUCCCCAAACAUUCCGUCCUCGGGAAGAUGACGAACUCCUGCGACGUCGACAACGUGGACUCCCUAGUUUGCAAGAACGUGAUAUUUUACAUCUGCGGGUACAACGAGAAGCAGUUCAACAAGACUCUGCUGCCGGUGUUCUUGUCCAACUUGGGCACGGGCACGUCGUGGAAGACGGCGGUUCACUUCGCGCAGGAGAUCCUGGCCGGGGAGAGGUUCCAGCAGUUCGACUACGGGAAAAGCGAUAACCUGAAAGUGUACGGAACGGAACAGCCUCCCGAGUACGACCUCGGUAAAAUAACCCUCCCUAUCAAGUUGUUCUGGGCCGAAAACGACCUGCUCUCCAGUGAGAAAGACGUGCGGCUGCUGUUCCAGAAGUUGCCCUCCACGACGGAGCUGUACAAGGUCCCCGACCCGGAGUUCAACCACUUGGACUACCUGUGGGCCAUCGACGCUCCGACGUUAGUAAACAAAGAAGUAUUAAGGUCUUUAGAUAAGGUAUACUCAUCCGAAUCAGUCAAUUUCUCGUGGAGCUGGAAAUUAUAAAAAUGUU